AGAGCGUCUGACUACGAAUCGUGGUUUCGAAUGAGUCAUGAAUAGUCCAUCAGGAGGCUGCAGGUUCGAGUCCUGCGUCGGUCAUUCUUUUUUUUGUUUAUUUCUCUCUCCAUUUUGCAAGGUUAAUGUAUCUUUUGUCUCUUUUUUUCUUUUUCUUCUUUUUUUUUGGUCUCUCUUCUCCCCCUUGCGUUUUAUUUGCUCUACCUUCUGCCCCAUCUCCCUUUCUUCCCUACUACAUCCGUGAACUCGACAGAUAUGGCAACGCGUUGCCAUGUCUUCGUACAUCUUCGUACACAAUCUCGAGAGAUCUACUAACCCUUUAAAUACCGGCCAUGCCGUCGUCUCACAGCGAACCAGCCAUUUGGUUUCAUUACUA
Messenger RNA from Sodiomyces alkalinus F11, 376 nucleotides. RefSeq lists its product as hypothetical. Bases 38 to 244 code for a protein of 68 amino acids. The transcript has a single exon. The record is from RefSeq and is a predicted model, not a curated record. NCBI's taxonomy places the organism in Eukaryota, Fungi, Ascomycota, Sordariomycetes, Glomerellales, Plectosphaerellaceae.